Vitrella brassicaformis is the source of this 1462-nucleotide messenger RNA. The record is from the annotation of a GenBank genome assembly. Lineage: Eukaryota; Vitrellaceae.
GUCGCACACCACACCCGCCCCCGGGCAUCUUCUCGCCCGUGAGUCGAUGUAUUAUUUGCCCUCUUAAUUGCAUCUAAUCUAUCCAGGCACUGCUGUACACCUAAUUAAUCCAUCCAUCCACACAGUGACGUGUGCACUCACGCACAGACGUCCAUGCAUCAAUGAGUCAAUCACACACUCCCCCUCCCCCUCCCUCCCCCCACAGCCCUUUUCUCUAUCUGUCCAAUCAAUAGGUCCAUAUGUCUGUCUGUCUACCGAUAUCGAUAUAUCGCCCCACCUCUCAAUAGCUUUCUUAUGUCUACUUAAUUUCUGCGUGCCGGGCCCCUGCUGUCUUUCUCUCAGAGGAUGGUCUGGGAGUGCCGGGGGCGGCUGGCGGGCGGCGGGAAGGUCGUUCCCGGCCGGAAGGUCACCUGCUUACUCAAACGGCUGUCGUCCUGGGGGGGUUUGCCCAUCUGCGAAGGGGGCGGGAUCGACGAGAAGUACGCCGACGGCCCGGGGGGCUGCUGCUGCUGCUGCUGGGAUGCGCGGGCGUUGGUGCCGAUGAGAAUGCGGCGGACCUCCUCCUCCUCUCGGUUGUCGGCUUUGUUGACGUAUAUCAUGGCAAUGGCGAAGAUGAAUAUGAGGACAAAGACCACCAGCAGCACAGUCACUGCCUGGGAGGGGAGGGACAGGGCGCUGGUGAAGUCGGCCGAGUGGAAGAAGCAGACGACCGCCCAGAGCACCAGCAGCACGCCGAACACCUUCUGCAGUGUGGACAUGGGGAUGGGUGUGUGGCCGUCUGCGGGAUCCCUGCCGGCCUUGAUGGCCCACAUGGUCGCCAGGAACAGCGGGAUGAAGACCACCAACACCAGGGCAGUCAUGAACCCGGAGGGCGAGAUGGGCGGCUUCCAACCGAGGAACAUCCUGUCGUAGUAGUAAUCUCUGCAGUUAGUUAACACACACGCACAUCCAUCCAUCCAUCCAUCCGCACACCGCCCCUGUGUCUGUGUGGUCAUUGCAAACGUCUGUCCUUACAUGGUGCCAGCGGGCUCUUCAGCUGCCUUUUCCAACUUGCUGGACUCCUUAUCGGGCUGCGGCUGCCGGUGGUGCAUUUGCUGCAUCUGCCCUGCCGCCAUGCUGUCAGCCUGCAGGUGGCCGUGUUGGCCCUGAUGAUACGAGCGGAACUUCGUCGCAGCAGCAGCAGCGGUUUGGUGGACUCGAGAUGCGACAGGGGGCGGCGCCACCCUCACUGCAGCGGUGUCAUAGAGGUGCAGGAGGGAGAGGAUGAGGACUGAUAGGACUGUCGGCAUGAUCAUGAUACUGGCAGUGGUCUGGUGGUGGGCUUUGGGCGGUGGGUGGUCAGAUGAGGAGAUCUUUCCACUGCUGCUGAUGAGCCAUUUCCUCCUUAUCUCCUUAUUUCUCAACGCUUAUCAGCUGCUGCUGCCUUUGAACUUCCACAAGGCCACCAGAUGCUAUCUCCGAU